Molecule: messenger RNA, 295 nt
Organism: Racocetra persica
Lineage: Eukaryota; Fungi; Glomeromycota; Glomeromycetes; Diversisporales; Gigasporaceae
Source: the annotation of a GenBank genome assembly
AUGUCUCUCUUCUUACUUGUUUAUAGCCAUGAAGCAAAAUUACCAAUUUAUCCUAGUCAGGAUGAAGAAAUGUUAGAAGGGAUUAUCCUUCAAAGGUUGUUCGAUUUGAUGCAAACUAUACCUCCACUACAAGAAAGAGCCCAGAUUCAAGUUAUACAACAACAAGGUCAGGUUAAAGAUCAUCACAAUAAGUACCAUCAAAUAAGCGCUGAGUUCAAAAUUGGUGAAAAAGUCUUGUUAAAAAAUGUUGCCAAAAAGUAUUCCCACAGUGACAAAUUUACCCCUAAAUAUAACA